This is a messenger RNA of Giardia duodenalis, 483 nucleotides long. RefSeq lists its product as uncharacterized. The transcript has a single exon. The record is from RefSeq and is a predicted model, not a curated record. Bases 1 to 483 code for a protein of 160 amino acids. NCBI's taxonomy places the organism in Eukaryota, Fornicata, Diplomonadida, Hexamitidae.
AUGUCUACUCCUUCUACUCUUGGAGAAAAGGCUUCAUCACGGAGCGCCGGUAUUUGUUCUUUGAUCGCUCAUGUCUUUAGACGGCAUGACAUGGAAAAGGACCUCGAAGACUUUGUCGAGAGUCCUGCUGGCAUAGCGCUAAUUGUGUUCGUAUCUUUGUUACUCUUGGCUACCAUCCUAGUCGUGAUCAUCGUUCCUAUCGUAUGCAACCGGCGCCAAAGGCAAGCAGCGAGCUACCAGGCUAUGAUGACGCCUUCGGGUGUUGUGCGUAAGUCUCGGCACCCUGUCACAGCGAGGCCCGGCAUGGGAGGCCCUGAGUUUAACACCGGUCAGACGCAGCCUCCAACCGUGGCCCCGCCUACCAUUGAAAUGAAAACUACUUUAUGGGCGCAGCCAUCCAACCCCACCGUCCGUGGAUCAGGGAUGAGUGCAGGACAAACUGCUGCGCUGUUUCCUCCCGCUGUGACAAGAGCGGGGUCAUAA